GCGAGAACGUUUACUUCUUAGCAGGUUUAUGCAAAGUAACAACAAAGACUAAAUAAUUACACAAUGUAAAUUAUAAAACGCAAUAAUCACACACUUGAAAGUUAAUCACCACAACGAAUCACACUUGACCAAACCCUACUCUCCUCCAUUAGUCAUUCAUUCUUUGUUUUGUUUGUUAGCAGUGUGAUGUCCAGAAAGAUCCACCUCUUAUCUUAUCAAUUACCACUUUGUUCCAAACCAAAUCAUUCUUUAUAUAUUCAAUAGUUCGUUAAUCGUUAGGUAUAUAUGCUGAUAUAAGUACAUGCAACUUAAAACUCAAAUCUGUUGCACAGAAAGAUCCAUAUAUGUUCAAACAAAUCAUGAUUUUUCCUCUAAAUAGAACAACAAAACAAUAACCACUUACUUGCCUAACUAACAAACAUACCAAAAUAGAUAUGUUCCGGUCUAAUUCACCGCUGGAUAUUCACUCAAAUCAUUUGUUAAAAAAAAAAACACUAUAUAUAACAUAUUUUUGCAUGCCCAUUUAUAAAAUCACCUCCUUCCUCGUCCUUAAAAAAACCUAAUCCACCACCUUGUGCUCAAUCACAAACACAAUAUAUAUACGUUUCCUUUUAUAUAUUACACACACAAUGUCAACCGCUACCCAUAUGACCAUCCUCGGGAUGAUCUUCGUCCUCCUCGCCGCCUCAUGCAGAAGCGCGGCAGCAUUUAGCCUCUUUCUCGACGACCCUUGCACGGUGACGGAUUUUCCUGCAUUGUGCAGAGGCACCAUUAAGGGUCAAAAGAAUGUGAACGCAGCUACGGAUGUGGCCAUAGCAGAGCUUAUGAAGAGGACGAGGCAAGCCAGAGAUAUCGCCAAGAAAGAGCUGAAAGUACUUGACGGAGGUGUUUCGACUUGUUUGUCCAACUUCAAUAGCGCGUUUGACAAUUUGGACAAGGCCCUUAAGAACAUUAAGGAAGGUGAUCGUUUUAGCCUUAACAUUAACCUUAGUGCUGCGUUAACGGACUACGAUACUUGCAGCGAGACAAUGAAGGGAACUCCGGGGAAUAACGCCAUUUAUAAAUCCGCAGGGGUUUUGUACAAGAUGGCUGAUAAUUGUUUGGCUCUUUCUACCCUUUUUAAUUAAGCUAUGAUUUACCAACGAAAAUUGUGGUUUCAGAGAGGAAAAAAUAAUAUAUACAUUGCUUUUAUGGAGUAUAUAUUUAUAUGUUUUUAAUUUGGACUAAUUUCGGAUUUAAAAAGAAAAUUGUGGAAAGAGGAAGAUCUUGUGUGUAUG
Molecule: messenger RNA, 1277 nt
Organism: Brassica rapa (field mustard)
Lineage: Eukaryota; Viridiplantae; Streptophyta; Magnoliopsida; Brassicales; Brassicaceae
Product: pectinesterase inhibitor 12
Biological process (GO): negative regulation of catalytic activity
Molecular function (GO): enzyme inhibitor activity
Source: RefSeq, a predicted model, not a curated record